GGAGGGUCGCCAGCCCUUCUGGCCGCGGGCUGCUCCGCCCCGUCGGUUGGUCGGCUUCUGUCCGUCGGUGCGUCCGGGCCUCCGGCUUCGCCCUCGCCAUGGCGCCCUGGCUGCUGCUGCUGUCGCUGCUGGGGUCGCUCCUGGGCGCCUCUCCCGCCCCGCCCCAGCGAGCAGCCGACGCUCGGGCCCGGGAGGCGGCGUACGCGGAGCUCCUGGGGCCCGCCCGCUUCGCGCUGGAGAUGUACAACCGCGGCCGGGCUGCCGGGACGCGGGCGGCGCUGGGCGCCGUGCGCGGUCGCGUCCGCCGGGCGGGCCAGGGGUCGCUGUACUCCCUGAAGGCGACCUUGGACGAGCCUCCCUGCAACGACCCCACGGUGUGUCAGCUCCCUGUGUCCAAGAAAACCCUGCUCUGCAGCUUUGAAGUCCUGGAUGAGCUCGGAAAACACAUGCUGCUGAGGCGGGACUGUGGCCCAGUGGAUACCAAGGUUACAGAUGACAGAAAUGAGACUUUAAGUUCACUCCUUCCACUGCUGAACAAGGACCCCCUACCCCAGGAAUUUUCUGUGAAGAUGGCUUCAAUCUUUAAGGACUUUGUUACCACCUAUAAUCGGACAUAUGGGACAGAGGAGGAAGCCCGGUGGCGCAUGUCCGUCUUUUCCAACAACAUGAUCCGAGCGCAGAAGAUCCAGGCACUGGACCACGGCACAGCUCAGUAUGGGAUCACCAAGUUCAGUGACCUUACAGAGGAGGAGUUCCGCACCAUCUAUCUGAAUCCUCUCCUGAAAGAGAACCUCGGCAAGAAGAUGCGUUUAGCCAAAUUCAUUGGUGACCAUGCCCCACCUGAGUGGGACUGGAGGACCAAGGGGGCUGUCACCAAAGUCAAGGACCAGGGCAUGUGUGGCUCCUGCUGGGCCUUCUCCGUCACUGGCAACGUGGAGGGCCAGUGGUUCCUGAAACAGGGGGACCUGCUCUCCCUCUCAGAGCAGGAGCUCUUGGACUGUGACAAGGUGGACAAGGCCUGCCUGGGUGGCUUGCCCUCCAACGCCUACCUGGCCAUCAAGAAUCUGGGAGGGCUGGAGACAGAGGAUGACUACAGCUACCACGGCCACAUGCAGACCUGCAGUUUCUCCGAAAAGAAGGCCAAGGUCUACAUCAACGACUCAGUAGAGCUGAGCCAGAAUGAGCAGAAGCUGGCGGCCUGGCUGGCCGAGAAGGGCCCCAUCUCCGUUGCCAUCAAUGCCUUUGGCAUGCAGUUCUACCGCCGCGGGAUCUCCCACCCACUGAGGCCCCUCUGCAGCCCCUGGCUCAUCGACCAUGCCGUGCUGCUCGUGGGCUAUGGCAACCGGUUACUACUACUUGUAUCGUGGGUCCGGGGCCUGUGGCGUGAACGCCAUGGCCAGCUCGGCUGUGGUGAACUGAGGAGCGUCAGCGCAGGACCUGGUGCUAACCAGAGCAGCCCCUUCCUCAGCCUGACCUGCGUGUCCAGGCCCCUCCCCAGGAGGCACAGCUGGCUGAGGGACAGGCACCAGGUUACCUCAGGGUGAGAAGGCACUGGGCUAGGGCAAAACCCCAACCCCCUCCCCCCCCCGGAAGUUCCCCAGCUGUACCCUUGUAGACCUGUGGUCACUAGGAACCUCUUGGGAUGAGGGAUGAUGCCCCCGCAGCGGAUACUGGGGCAAGAACCUUGGGCCUGGGUCAGGAGCGGGUGGCAAGAAAGUAUUCUGGUCUCAAACCCAGCUCUGUCUUCAGCUGGCUCUGGCUUCCUGUCCUGGCUUUCCUCUGUCGGAUGCUAUAAAUUUUCUGGUCCCCCCGGAUUUAGGGACAGUGUUUCCUUCCACAUCUAGAGAAACUAUUGUAACUGCCUUUUUCUAACAGCAAUAAAGAGGUGUCCUAGGCCCCAG
Molecule: messenger RNA, 1901 nt
Organism: Hyaena hyaena (striped hyena)
Lineage: Eukaryota; Metazoa; Chordata; Mammalia; Carnivora; Hyaenidae
Gene: CTSF
Product: cathepsin F
Exons: 13
Coding region: 99-1544 (481 amino acids)
Cellular component (GO): lysosome
Molecular function (GO): cysteine-type endopeptidase activity
Source: RefSeq, a predicted model, not a curated record